AACAGAGCAGUACUCCAUCUGUAAAAUAAAUAAAAUAAAAUAAAUACAUUAAAAUAAUGUAUGGAAAAUGCCUUGCCAUUUUACAUGUUUAAAGAACAGUAUACAGUGAAUCUUUAUGUAUCUAUCACGGAAGUUUGACAAUAACUCAACUAUGUUCAAUCUGCCCCAUCUGGAAAUCUUAUUGCCCAUAUGUAUUAAGAGAAUCCUUUGCAUGUUAUUGCUUCAAAUAUGGUCCAAAUAUAAGAAUCACUUUGGCUUUUUUCUCUCUCUCCUCACUCUUUCCAUCCCACCCACCCCAUCCUGGCUCUUUCAGUUUUUAUUUUCAGCACUGCAGCUCUGAUGGUCCAGCUCCACCAGGACGCAGAUUCCAGAUCCUUAAAGGUCAGCCUAGCACCCUGAACAGCUCAGAGGGAGGAACCAGACCAGCAGUGCCUCAUACCUUGUCAUCGUCUGCUCUAGGCAGAUGGCUCCAUAAUCACAGCUUCAUGAUGGCAAUGGGUGAGCCUCUGGUGCACAUCAGGGUCACUCUUCUGCUGCUUUGGUUUGGGGUGUUUUUGUCCAUUUCUGGCCACUCUCAGGCCAGGCCCUCCCAGGGUUUCACUUCCUCAGAAGUGGUAAUCCCUUUGAAGGUGAUCAGCAGGGGCAGAGGUGCAAAGGCUCCUGGAUGGCUCUCCUAUAGCCUGCGGUUGGGGGGACAGAGAUACACUGUCCACAUGAGGGUAAAGAAGCUGUUGUUUGCCACACACCUCCCUGUGUUCACCUACACGGAGCAGCAUGCCCUCCUCCAGGAUCAGCCCUUCAUCCAGGAUGACUGCUACUACCAUGGUUAUGUGGAGGAGGUCCCUGAGUCCUUGGUUGCACUUAGUACCUGUUCUGGGGGAUUUCUUGGAAUGCUACAGAUAAAUGACCUUUUUUAUGAAAUCAAGCCAAUUAGUGCUUCUGCCACUUUUGAACACCUAGUACAUAAGAUAGACAGUGAUGAUACACAGUUUCCACCUAUGAGAUGUGGGUUAACAGAAGAGAAAAUAGCACGCCAAUUGGAGUUGCAAUUGUCAUAUAAUUUCACUCUGAAGCAAAGUUCUUUUGUUGGCUGGUGGACCCAUUGGCGGUUUGUUGAGCUGGCGGUGGUCGUGGAUAAUGGUCGAUACCUUUUUUCUCAAAGUAAUGCAUCAAUAGUGCAGCAUGAAGUAUUUAACAUUAUCAAUAUAGUGGAUUCCUUCUAUGAUCCUUUGGAGGUUGAUGUAAUUUUGACUGGAAUUGAUAUAUGGACUUCAUCAAAUCCAGUUGCUACCAAUGUAGACCUAGAUAAUGUUUUAGAAGAAUUUGCUACUUGGAAGACUUAUAACCUUAAUAAUCGACUACAAUAUGAUGUUGCACAUCUUUUCAUAAAAGAGAUGCAAGGCGUAAAGCUUGGUGUUGCCUAUGUUAAAGGAAUAUGCCAUAAUCUUUUUAAUUGUGGAGUUGACGUUUUUGAAGACAACAGGUUGGUCAUUUUUGCAAUUACUUUGAGCCAUGAGCUUGGUCAUAAUUUGGGUAUGCGACACGACACUGAAUGGUGUGUGUGUGAGCUACAGUGGUGCAUAAUGCAUCCCUACAGACAGUUGACAACUAAAUUUAGCAACUGCAGUUAUGCCAAUUAUUGGGAUAGUACUAUCGGUAGGGGAUUAUGUAUUUACCCUCCUCCAUAUCCAGGGAAUAUCAUUAGACUGAAGUACUGUGGGAAUCUAGUGGUUGAAGAAGGAGAGGAAUGUGACUGUGGAACCACACAGCAGUGUGCAGAAGAUCCCUGUUGUCUGUUAAACUGUACUCUAAGUCCUGGAGCUGCUUGUGCUUUUGGAUUGUGUUGCAAAGACUGCAAAUUUCUGCCACCAGGGACUUUAUGUAGACAACAAGUUGGUGAAUGUGACCUUCCAGAGUGGUGCAAUGGGACAUCCCAUCAAUGCCCAGAUGAUGUGUAUGUGCAGGACGGGAUCUCCUGUAAUGUCAAUGCCUUCUGCUAUGAAAAGACAUGUAAUAACCAUGAUAUACAAUGUAAAGAGAUUUUUGGCCAAGAUGCAAGGAGCGCAUCUCAGAGUUGCUACGAAGAAAUCAACACCCAAGGAAACCGUUUUGGUCACUGUGGUAUUGUAGGCACAACAUACGUAAAAUGUUGGCCCCCCGAUAUCAUGUGUGGGAGGGUUCAGUGUGAAAAUGUAGGAAUCAUUCCCAAUCUGAGGGAGCAUUCUACAGUGCAGCAGUUUCACCUCAAUGACACCACUUGCUGGGGCACUGAUUAUCAUUUAGGGAUGUCUAUACCUGAUAUUGGUCAGGUGAAAGAUGGCACAGUAUGUGGUCCAGAAAAGAUCUGCAUCCAUAAGAAGUGUGCCAGUGUGGUUCAUCUGUCACAAGCCUGUCAGCCUCAGACCUGCAACAUGAGGGGAGUCUGCAACAAUAAACAACACUGUCACUGCAACCGUGAAUGGGCACCUCCCUACUGCAAGGACAAAGGCUAUGGAGGUAGUGCUGAUAGUGGCCCACCUCCUAGGAACAACGUGGAAGGAUUAAAUGUGAUGGGAAAGUUGGGUUACCUGUUAUUAUUGUUCCUUCUUCCUUUGAUUCCUUUUUUAUUAUAUUGCUUACUUGUGCUUUUUAAGAAACGUAAAAAAAGUAAAAAAGAUGAAGAAUAAGAGAAAUGGGAAAAAGGAGACUACGCCUCAUACUUCAUUGUUGAAUCUCCAAUUUUUCUUUUAAUAAUAGAAAAAUAUGAAGGCAUGUCUUACUGUUUAAACAAAACUUCAUGGACAUUUCAUGUCAGGAUCACAAGCAUUAGAUAUCACAGCAAAGGAUUCCUAGCAUAUUCUUACUUCUCUAUGGUGUCUUAAGCAAUAUUAAAGGUUCAUUUUCCCAGAAGUCAUCUCUUUAUGUUUCCUGAGAAAAGGCACAGAAAAGAUAGUCUUGUACUGGUGUCCCUCAGUUCUAACCCUCCCCCUUUUUUUUUGUUUUUUGCUAUACUAUGUAAUGUUCAGGAUGUGCCUACACACCUCAUUUCUGUUUGGCAUAUUUAGCUAUGCUAAAAGGGGGCAGUAGAAGUAGCCUGGAGUGAUGAUGAGGGAGAAGGGAGCUUUCUUUCCUGUGUGCUUACCAUGAAUGUCACCAUUAUUUUGGCUGGGGCCAUUCGCUCUGGUAAUCACAUUUGGCUUCAGAUUCCAGUUCUGUUGUCACUUUUAGAACCCCUCUCAUUUUUCCUCAGAAAUACCAGCAGCAGCCCUGGAGUGAGCAGGGCUGUGGUCCUCUGACUUCUUAAGGCAGCAGCAGCUGUUCACUGUGCUGUCUUUAGAGGCCUGGGUCCUUACUCUGCAGGAAAUGUUCUUUAAUCAUCUCCACUCUAGUAAACCUAACUUCUUUUUUCUGCUCUCCUGGCCCUAGGAAUGUUAGGUGCCUUCUGUAGCUACUUUGUUGUUGUAGGUUGAGUUCUCUGGAAGCAAACACUGGAUUGGAGUUUCAAGUACAAGAUUUUGUUAGGGACCAACAGCUGUGAAAAAAGUCAAGGAAGUGGGUUGUACAGAUGAGAUGUAUAAGUACAGGCAUAACUUGGAAUAAUAUAGGUUUAGUUCCAGACCACUGCAAUAACAGGAAAAUCACAAUAAGGUGAGUCACACAAAAUUUUGGUUCCCCAGCACAUAUAAAAGUUAUAUUUAUGCUAUACGGUAAUCUAUUAAGUAGUCAAUAACAUUAUGUCCAAAAAUGCAAUGCCUUAAUUAAAAACACUUUAUCGCUAAGAAAUACUAACAAUCAUCUGAGCCUUUAGUGAGUCAUAAUGUUUUUGCUGGUGGAGGGUCUU
Molecule: messenger RNA, 3820 nt
Organism: Sapajus apella (tufted capuchin)
Lineage: Eukaryota; Metazoa; Chordata; Mammalia; Primates; Cebidae
Gene: ADAM20
Product: ADAM metallopeptidase domain 20
Exons: 1
Coding region: 486-2666 (726 amino acids)
Biological process (GO): proteolysis; male gonad development
Cellular component (GO): sperm head plasma membrane; plasma membrane; external side of plasma membrane
Molecular function (GO): metalloendopeptidase activity
Source: RefSeq, a predicted model, not a curated record